GCCAAACGCAUCUCUCGCGCAACAAGUGGUCGGCACUCUCACACGCUCAUUGAGCUGCAAGAGAGUCGCAACGCGCUUUGACUUCCCCACCGACCCAGAGAAGGCAACGGUUCAUUCCAGCAUCCGCGGAGCAGGGAUUUCAGCGGAAAGAAAAUGGGUGACAAUGCAGGUGAAGCCGAAAAGAAAGUUGAAGUUGUGCCAGAAUGGAUGACCGCAGAAUUUUUCCAGUCUGUAUUGCAACGAGAUUUCCCAGGCAUCAAGGUAAAAAAUAUUUAUGCAGAACCAGCAGUGGCAGCAGGCGAAAACUACGCGUGCAUCGUGCACAGGGUGAAAGUAGAACGCGGAGACAACGGCGAUGACAUGUCGCUAAUAGUCAAGAGUUUGCCGACCUCAGAGUUUCGCGCUGCAAUGGUCCGCGAGGGCGAGAUUACUUUGCGUGAAGUACGCAUGUACAAGGAGCUCCUGGCUCUCUUAGGUGAUCCCUGCAACCACCCGCGAUGUUUCUACGCUGAGAUGGACGACAUUAAGGACGCCGUCGUGCUAGAGGACCUCAGACCCUUAGGCUACAGAACCAGGGACAGGAAGUUAGGCCUCGACCUGGCGCACACCAAGCUCGUCAUGGAGCAGAUUGGAAGGUUGCACGGCGCAGGUGUCGCGCUCAGAAUCAACGAGCCAGAGAUGUUUGAAAGAGAUUUUCGAAAACGAUACCCUGACACCAUGUUUUCGGAUCUCAACCGCGAUAAAAUGGCCCCUUGGGCCAAGAUGACCAUGGUUGCACUGGCCGACGCCAUUGAGUUCAACCUUCCGUUCAGAUUCCACGAGCUGGCUUCCAUCACCAGGGAACUCGGUCCAUGCGUAACGGAGCUGAUGCAGGAAAACAUGCGUCUGCCUGAAGACCCUGAGCAGCGGGACAAUAUCGUGUACACGCUAACCCAUGGCGACACCUGGAGCAAUAAUAUUCUCUUCAAAUACGUUGAUGGAGAACAAGAUCCGCAGCACUGUGUUCUGAUCGAUUUCCAAAUGAGCAGAGUCGUGCCCGCGGUCAUUGACCUUCUAUACUUUUUCCUCUCAAGCACAAACCAAGAUUUGCGGAAUAAACACUUUGACGAGCUGUUGCAAAUCUACAUCGAUUCGGCUAAGCAGGCCAUGAACGAGAGAGGAAUCACCUAUGCUGGAAAGUACUUCUUUGGUUCUGUCGCUGAUGUGAAAAAGGACUUCAAGAAGUAUGCAAUGGCGGGCUAUUUACUGGGCUGUUUCAUCAUGCCAAUUGUGAUCGCGAACUCAGAAGAUGCACUUGACCUUGACGCUUUAACUGAGGAUGACUUGUUGAAAAUGGAACAGACGCCAAUGCUUAAAAUGUACUCGGGCCCCUUGUUCUGCAGGAGGUUCAGAGAAAUAUUAGAGGACUGUGAUGACCUCGGAGUUUUUAAAGCUGGUUCUUGGAAAAAAUAUGUUACAGCUGAUCCCGUGGAAGAAGUAAAAAAUGGAGAACCGAACAACUAAUUGAAAGAGAGUGCGAAAGUUGCAAAAGAUAAUCUGGAGACAUGUUUAAUAAAUCGGUUAUGAUUAAUAAAUAGUA
Molecule: messenger RNA, 1579 nt
Organism: Cloeon dipterum
Lineage: Eukaryota; Metazoa; Arthropoda; Insecta; Ephemeroptera; Baetidae
Exons: 6
Coding region: 154-1503 (449 amino acids)
Source: RefSeq, a predicted model, not a curated record